Messenger RNA from Fusarium keratoplasticum, 3237 nucleotides. RefSeq lists its product as uncharacterized. The transcript has 3 exons. NCBI's taxonomy places the organism in Eukaryota, Fungi, Ascomycota, Sordariomycetes, Hypocreales, Nectriaceae. Gene Ontology annotation, cellular component: kinesin complex. The record is from RefSeq and is a predicted model, not a curated record. Gene Ontology annotation, molecular function: protein binding. Bases 1 to 3237 code for a protein of 1078 amino acids.
AUGGCCGAGGCGGUAGGUCUCGCCGCAAGCGUCAUCGCUAUCAUCGACCUGUCCGCGAAGGUCGCGAAGCUCUGUUCCGACUACUCCACCGCCGUCAGAAGCGCUAGGGACGACAUCACACGCUUCCAGAGUCAGCUGGGCAACCUAGGCGAAUACCUCAAAGAAGCUCGGCGUCUUCUUGACGACCCGAAUAGUCAAUCGCUUACGACGUCGCGAAGAUUGGUUGACUCUCUCGAUGGCUGUACGUCAGAGUUGGUCCAAGUGCAGACCAGGCUGGAUCCAGGCAAGGCCCGCAAGACGAUGCGCCGUUUCGGACUACGUGCCCUCAGGUGGCCAUUCGAUAGCAAGGAGGUUAACGGGAUCAUUGCUAACCUAGAACGCUACAACCAAACCAUCAUGCGGUGUCUACAAAUCGACCAGACUACAAUCUUGCUCAACAUACAGCAGAAGUUCGAAGGCGUCUCACUCCAACCGCGCAAAGAUAAACCAAUUGCUCGCAAACCCUACUUCUGCGUCCCGUUCGACCGAGACCCUGACUUCAUCGAUCGGCCGGAUAUUCUUACAUGGCUAGAGGGACAAUACACAGGCUCCGCCAGUCGCAUGGCUCUCGUGGGUAUGGGCGGGUUCGGCAAAUCACAGGUUGCCAUCCAAUUCGCGCAUCACAUCCACGACAAAUCACCACAGACCAGCGUCUUCUGGGUUCACGCGAGUUCGAAGCCGAGAUUUGAAGAGGCCUACCGGUUUAUUGCACAAAGGCUAGAGUUGCCGAGGCGAAAUGAUCCCGACAUCGACGUUCUUGGGCUCGUCCGUGACUGGCUGCAGACCGAGGAAGCUGGCUCGUGGUUGAUGGUCUUGGACAAUGUUGAUGAUGUCAACCUCUGUCAUCCCAGCGCCAAUGCCAGCGGGAACAAGGCAGCAAACCAACCAACGGACGAGAAUGCUAUUGCAAGUAGCGAUCAGCGGCCGCUCGCAGCAUAUCUGCCAAAGUGCCGCAGUGGAACCAUCCUCGUCACAUCACGCAGCAUGGACGCUGCUGAAAAGCUGACAAGUAGCCAGAAGGCUAUCUACCGGAUCUCAACCAUGGAUGACACCCAAGGCCUUCAGCUUUUCCGGAACAAGCUCAACGGAGACUUUGACAGGGAUACCGCUGCUGACCUUCUCCGGGCUCUGGACUGUAUCCCGCUGGCCAUCACCCAAGCAGCGGCGUACAUCAACCGUCGCGCCCCCCGCGCAUCAGUAAAAACAUAUCUCGAUGCCUUCCGGGAGAGCGACAAGAAGAAGGGUAGCCUCCUCAAUAGAGACGCGGGGGAUCUUCGACGAGACGAGACCGUCUCUAACUCCGUGGUUACGACAUGGCAAGUCACUUUUGACCAGAUAAACCGCGAGAGACCAUCUGCGGCGAAACUGCUUUCCUUCAUGAGCUUCUUCAAUCCGCAGGGUAUUCCUGAGUUUGUGCUUCACGACUAUAGCACCGAUCUGACGGACAAUGUGGACAGAGAUGCAGACAGUGACGACUUUGAGGAUGAUCUUGAUGUCCUCCGUGGCUACUCGCUCGUAUCUGUGACAGCAGCACAAGAUGUGUGUGAGGUGCAUUCCCUAGUACAGUUUUGUACACGAGCUUGGAUAUCUAUGGACGAUGCGGAACGAUGGAGACAGGUGUUCUUGCGGUCCAUGUCCAGACAUUUCCCAAGUGGUGCCUUCGAGACAUGGCCAACUUGCCAGUUAUUGCUUCCUCAUAUCGAGUCUGUAUUGGAGGAGAAGCCUCCAGAUGAGGACCUGCAGAACUGGGCCUGUUUGCUGACAAGUUGUGCUUAUUAUAUGUUGACUGUCGGCAACUACACAGCGGCAGAAAAAUUAGGCAGAAAAGCAGUCGAAAUAAGGGCCAAGGUGCUGGGGGAGGAGCAUCCCUCAACGCUGGCGAGCAUGGCCAACCUGGCGUCGACAUUCUGGAACCAAGGUCGAUGGAAGGAGGCGGAAGAGCUAGAAGCUCAAGAAUUAGAGAUUUGCUCAAGAGUGCUAGGAGAGGAACAUCCCGAUACGCUGGCGAGCAUGGCCAACCUGGCGUCGACAUUCAGGAAGCAAGGUCGAUGGAAGGAGGCGGAAGAGCUACAAGCUCAAGAAUUAGAGAUUUGCUCGAGAGUGCUAGGAGAGGAGCAUCCCUCAACGCUGACGAGCAUGGCCAACCUAGCGUCGACAUUCUCGAACCAAGGUCGAUGGAAGGAGGCGGAAGAGCUAGAGGUGGGAGUGAUGGAGACGAGGAAGAGAGUGCUAGGAGAGGAGCAUCCCGAUACGCUGACGAGCAUGGCCAACCUGGCGUCGACAUUCAUGAGCCAAGGUCGAUGGAAGGAGGCGGAAAAGCUACAGGUGGGAGUGGUAGAGACGAUGCAGAGAGUGCUAGGAGAGGAGCAUCCCGAUACGCUGACGAGCAUGGCCAACCUAGCGUCGACAUUCUCGAACCAAGGUCGAUGGAAGGAGGCGGAAGAGCUAGGGGUGGGAGUGAUGGAGACGAGGAAGAGAGUGCUAGGAGAGGAGCAUCCCGAUACGCUGAUGAGCAUGAAUAAUCUGGCGUUGACAUUCUGGAACCAAGGUCGAUGGAAGGAGGCGGAAGAGCUAGGGGUGGGAGUGAUGGAGACGAGGAAGAGAGUGCUAGGAGAGGAGCAUCCCGAUACGCUGACGAGCAUGAAUAAUCUGGCGUCGACAUUCUCGAACCAAGGUCGAUGGAAGGAGGCAGAAGAGCUAGAGGUGGGAGUGAUAGAGACGACGAAGAGAGUGCUAGGAGAGGAGCAUCCCGAUACGCUGAUGAGCAUGGCCAACCUAGCGUCGACAUUCUCGAACCAAGGUCGAUGGAAGGAGGCGGAAGAGCUAGAGGUGGGAGUGAUGGAGACGAGGAAGAGAGUGCUAGGAGAGGAGCAUCCCGAUACGCUGACGAGCAUGAAUAAUCUGGCGUCGACAUUCUUAGACCAAGGUCGAUGGAAGGAGGCGGAAGAGCUACAGGUGGGAGUGAUAGAGACGAGGAAGAGGGUGCUAGGAGAGGAGCAUCCCUCGACGCUGACGAGCAUGGCCAACCUGGCUAUUACAUGGAAAUACCAAGACCGCACCAGAGAUGCUUUAGCCCUGAUGCGAAGCUGCGUUCUCCUACAAGAGCGAGUGCUUGGUAUAGACCAUCCUCACACAGCGUCAUCGGUGGCAGUUCUUGCUCAGUGGGAGAACAUGAGUGACUUAUCCAGAGAGGCAUAA